ACGUCAUUAGUAUUUGUGUACACACACGCAUGUUGCAACAUCCCCACCAUGGAUGAUGGUAAAACUGAAAACUUGGUAAAUGAAUUACCAGCACAAGAAUUAGCUGCACAUGGAGAUGCUGGCCUUGUUAUAGAAUCUCAAAAGGAUAAAACAGCGGUCCCUAAUGUGGAAUUGGAACAGGACACAAAGCCUCUACCACAGGAACCAGAAGAUGCAGUAGAAAGCGAAUUUUCAGAUUGGGAAGAUGAUGAAGGCGAGGAUGGAGAGGAUACUGGGGAUGAGAGUGAUAUCGAGGACAAUGAUGAGGAUGAGGCGAUCCGAGCUGGUAGGGACCCUAAUCCUACACUUCCUGGCACUGUAACUGUUCUCUCAAACAACUGUGAAACCAAAGUCUACCUUGUGGGCACUGCCCACUUCAGUCAUGAGAGCCAGGCAGAUGUUGCCGAGACUAUACAGAAGACUCAACCAGACGUUGUUAUUGUUGAGCUUUGUGAUAGUCGGGUACACAUGCUUCACCUUGAUGAGAAACUUUUGUUGGAGGAGGCAAAGAACAUCAACUUCCAGAAAAUAAAGGAGACCAUCAGUAAGAUAGGAUAUGUACAGGGUAUAGCCUACCUUCUACUGCUCAGGAUGUCUGCACACAUUGCCAAGGAGCUGGGCAUGGCUCCUGGAGGGGAGUUCCGCCAGGCCUUUAGAGAGGCCAAGAAGAUACAGGUGUGUAAAAUGAUAAAGCUAGGGGACCGUCCCAUACAGAUCACAAUGAGACGAGUGCUUGCCUCCCUGUCCUUCUGGCAGAAACUUAGGCUGGUAUGGCACCUGCUAUUCUGUAUAGAUUAUAAAUUCAGUAAGGAAGACAUAGAGAAGUGUAAGGACCGAGACUUACUAGAACAGAUGCUGAAGGACAUGGCCGGAGAGUUCCCAGCUUUGGCCAAGGUUGUUGUCGAAGAGAGAGACACCUACCUUGCAUUCAGUCUAAAGAAUGCUGCUGUCACCUUCAGAGAGUAUCAGCGGAAGCAAUGUAGAGACAGGAACACAGGUACAUCUCACCCUGUAGUAGUUGUCGGCGUUGUGGGAAUAGGACACGUGCCCGGUAUAAUAGACAACUGGGAACAGUACAGACACAACCUCAAAGAAAUUACUACAGUACCUGAUCAGCCUAUGUCUAUAAUCUGGCGAACGUUUGGCUGGGCGUUCAGGAUAUCAUUGGUAGGAGCUGUGGGGAUGGGCUGUUAUAAGUUGUGUCGGUGGACACUUCCUAUGGUACUAUGACUGGACCUAGACAACCAAUUCAGUGUGUCCUAAUUCCUCAUAGUUGUACAGUUUGAUUGGGCAUUUCAAACUCAGCAGUUUUCGUCCAAAGGCAUGUGAAGUCCUUUAGUUCCUAGUCAAAGUAUAAAUGCCCAAUGGUACUGUCUGCCUGGUGGAGAAAUCAUGAUAUUUGCGAUAUUCUAUUUUCACUCACUUUCAUUAAUUGAAUCAUGUUAUUAUCUUUCAGACACAAAUGAAUAAUGUAUCUGAAUAUUUUUAUGAUUUAUUUCAAAAAUGAAACUCACAUCAGGUGAUGAUGUACAUUUUUGUCAAAAUAUAAUUGACUUUUAAACUUGUAUGUCUACACAAAGUCCUGUUUGAGAGAAACUUUUAAACAAGCUUCAUAGUCAAAGCUUUAAUGUUUUAAGUGCAGGCUUUAAUUAUCUGUGAGUUGGUUAACUUGAAAUUGAAGCUGAAAAAAUAUGGUCAAGCAUAUAUUAUUUAAUAAAAAUUAAUUAUAGUGAAAAGGUGAUAUUAAAUCAAACAAUGUCAUAGGGUAUUUCAUUUCAGAAUUCAUGUAUAUAAUAUUAACCCUAUAGAAGCCCUCUCUUUAAUGUUAUGAACAGUAUACAUGCAUCAUGUUAUAGUAAAAGUAUUUUGACUGAUAUGACAGAUAUGUCAGAAAUUGUGUUGUUUGGCUGCUCAGUUAACUAUAGAUAACAUCUCCAAUAUCAUUGACUAUGUGGAAGUAAAGUCUUUUGUCGAAAUAAUUACUCUUCUCAUAUUUAUUUGCACUUACCAAUAAGCUAACUGGGGAAGUGAUGUAUUUUCAAGCAGUUGUUCAGUUGAAUUCAGAGUUUGUAAGACAUUUCUUGGGUGAAGGCAUUCUUACAGCUUAACGUGGCAGAAAAGGGAGAUAAUUCGUCUGAAGCUUAAUGUGGCAGUAAAGGGAGAUAAAUUAUCUGUAGCUUAAUGUGGCAGUAAAGGGAGAUAAUUUAUCUGUAACUUAACAUGGCAGAAAAGGGAGAUAAUUCGUCUGAAGCUUAAUGUGGCAGUAAAGGGAGAUAAUUUAUCUGUAGCUUAAUAUGGCAGUAAAGGGAGAUAAUUUAUCUGUAGCUUAACGCGGCAGUAAAGGGAGAUAAUUUAUUUGUAAGUGUUGUGGUAAACUAAUUACAGGAGUGUUGUGACUAGACAGCUAAUACAUGUUUGGUCAAAGGUGAUAUUAUUGGUGCUAUUCUCAUGGUGUUGUAUAUAUUCUAAUGUGUUUGUAGAUUUAUGAUUAUGAAAGUGAUGUGAUGAAAGUUGUUUAUUGAUGACGUAUGUUGUGCCAUUAUCAUAACCAGUUAUAAUAUCUCAUUCAUUUUACGCUUUCUUGUUGACAUUGACUUUACAUAUUGUCAAACCUUAUCUUCAUUGCAUAAUGUUGUUUAAAUAUAGCUAUUCUCUCUUUUGUAGAAUUCCUCUACUAUGUAUUUAAGAGUUACUGAGAGUUUAUAUAUCAUUUGUCUGAUAACUUGUUAAGGUGAAAUGGUUUAUACAUUAUUUGCAGAAACUUUUUAUCUACCAAUGAUAUUUUUCUAUAUUACCCCUUUUUCACUGAAAGCUUUAAAUACUUUAAUAUUUUUAAUUGUAUACUUUUGUGCAAACUUGUUUAUAUAAUACUGAUAAUGAAAAAAGACGCAACUUUAAAUUUUUAAAAGUGAGAUUGUUCAGCCUUGCCCAAAUCGUGUGAGCACACUUAAAACUACGAUAUCAUAUCUAGUUCUUGGUUGCACCGAGUUCAUAAGGUCACCCAUUCAGUGAAUUGACUGAAGUAUCUUAAGUUAUGGCAGUUGUAAAUUCUUGUCUAGUUUCUCAUAAAAAUAAAAUGGCACAUCAGAUAAUCAUGACAAUAAUUUUAAAAGAUGUGAUGAUGUGUGGCAAUAUCACUGUCAAUGAUUUCAUCCUGUUGAAUGUUUAUACAUCUACAUUAAUCAAAUAAUAUGUAAAUUUAAAUUGAGUCAUAAGAAAUAUUCAACUUUUAAAAAUCUUUUACCUUGUUUGUGAUUAAUUGAAUGAAAAAUACAUACGUUUUCCAAGCAAGGUAUUUUGAUAUUUUAAUAUUUUGUUUUCAAGAUUAUUUAGGGUUAAAGGAAGGUUGAUAUACGGUAAUGGAUAUUUAAUAUAAAUGCAUAUCAAAUUUUAAAGUUGCCAUUUUCUUUGUUUCAUUAAAACUGAAAAGCUUUGAAUUUUGCACAAUGGUAGUGGUAAUGAGAACUGUACAUGAGUUACAUUAUGAAUUAGAAAAUGUAUUUGGUGAAGGGAAUAAACUUUUAAACCACAUUUGUUAUUUAGAAUAAAAUACAUGUAUGAAAUAAAAUUAUACCAAACUAACUUUAAUACUACAGAAAUGUACGCAUUAUUUAUGGGCUAUUACGGCACUGCCUUAAGUUGUUUGUUCAAUUCCUAUGAAUUCUGAUGAAAUGUAAUCAGAAUGACAUGUACAUUGCACUAACUAGGCUCUUGUAUCUGAUAAUUAACAUCCACAGUUAAAAUAAAAAAAAAAUAAUAUCCUUGAUAUAUACUAUACACAGAUAUUGGAUCUUAACUCUGGGUGUUAUUUACCCCAUGCAAGUACCUUUGGUUGAUUCCAAGAUAUUUUGUUUUAUAACAAUGUGUUCUAUUUAAAGUAAUACUUGGGAUACCUGCUACCUUACUGUCAUAUCAUAUGUCAAAUAUAGUCUCUUAGAACAAAGAAAGACUAGUGAAUCGAUUAUUGAUGUUAUUGAAUCAGUGAUAUCAUUGUUUGAUUGAGGUAAUGGAUAAUCAAAGUUACUAUAAUAACUCAAGUUAAUUCAUUUGUAACUGAGGAUAAUGGCUAUGUAACUAAGGUUACUGAAAUUAUAACCAUGGUUAAUGAAUCAGUAACUGAGGUUAAGAAUAUUUAACUGAGGUCUGGUUAAUCUGUAACUAUGCCUUAUGAAUCCAUUACAGCGAUAAGUGGAUCUGUAAGUAAGGUUAGUGAAUCUAAAACUGAGGUUUAUGAAUCUGUUACCGAGUUAAAUGAAUAACUCAGACUUGAUUGAAGAUAAUGAAUCUAUAACCAAGGUUAAGGAAUCAUUGAUAGAGGUGAACGAUUAAAAAAUGGAGGUUUACCUGAAGAUAAUGAAUCUAUAACUGAAGUUAAUGAUUCUAUAACCAAGAUUGAUGAAUCUAUAUAUGAAGUUAAUUAAUCAAAGAAAGAGGUUUACUAAUCCAACAUUAUGAAUCAAUUAUAGAGGUUAAUUAAUCAAUGAACAGUCUGAGUAACUAAAAGUAAAACAUUAUGAACUUAAAAUCCAGCAGUAAUUAUUGAGUAAGUUAGCAUAAGGAAUGAGGCAUUUCUUUACGUUUGUUUGAAGAUACGUGAAUACACAGGGAUAUCUACGUCUAUAUAAAUAUAUAUCAUAAAUAGUGUUAUACCCUGUACAUGUAAGUGGUUGACAUGUUAGUGAAUCUUGUGUUUCCAGCGUGUUUUGACCGGUUUGUAAUUGUUGACAAUUUGAGUAGAUAUUUAAUUGAUAUGCAUAAUUUCAUGUUUAAAAAGUUAUAUGCUUUUAUGUGUGUAUAAAAGUACAACACGCUGACUCUUUUAAACAUGUCAAAGGAUUUUAAGUUUGAAGAAAUAUUAAUUCAAAAGAGUAAUUAUAACUCUGUUUUUGAUAAGAACUUUUGAAUAGAAUCUUGAUUAUACAAUAUACUGUGUUAAGACUUAACAUUGAAGUUUUUUAUAUUAAUAGAUAACAUUAUCACUGUGUUUUUUUCUUCAAAAGAAUGUUCACUAUAUCAGAAAUAAGAUAACCAUUGUUUUAUUUAUCAACAGAACUUUCGCUGUAUUAGAGAUAAUGUUAUCGCUGAUACGAUUAUUGCUUUUUUUUCAACAGAAUGUUCCUAUAUUAGAAAUUAGAUUAUCAUUCUGGUUUUGUUCAACAUAAACAAUAAAAUGUGGUAAUUGUU
Pecten maximus is the source of this 5223-nucleotide messenger RNA. Its product is annotated as traB domain-containing protein-like. Lineage: Eukaryota; Metazoa; Mollusca; Bivalvia; Pectinida; Pectinidae. The transcript has 9 exons. The coding region runs from base 49 to 1269 and encodes 406 amino acids. The record is from RefSeq and is a predicted model, not a curated record.